This is a messenger RNA of Solanum pennellii, 489 nucleotides long. RefSeq lists its product as uncharacterized. Lineage: Eukaryota; Viridiplantae; Streptophyta; Magnoliopsida; Solanales; Solanaceae. The record is from RefSeq and is a predicted model, not a curated record. Bases 1 to 489 code for a protein of 162 amino acids. The transcript has 2 exons.
AUGAAUCCUCCUACCUUCCUUGGUUAUAAGGUUGGAGAGGAUCCCCAAGCCUUCUUGGAUGAGCUGUAUAAGAUAGUUCAUGCUAUGGGAGUGACUUCUAGGGAGAAGGCGGAGUUCGAUUCAUACAAAUUGAAAGAGAUUUCUCAAGUAUGGAUGUCGCACGGCAAUGCUUUUGGUGACAUGACUCUACCUAGGCUUAUGGUGUAUGAUCAAUCUAUUGAAGAAUGUAUGCUUGGGAGGAGAGGUAGAGAUGCUAAGAGGGGUAGAUCUUUUGAGAAAAACAAACCUAGGUCUAAAAAGAUGGCUCAAAAUAAAAAUGCUCCUAGUUCCCCUAAGGUUAACUAUGAGAGGGGUGGUGGUUCCCAAGUUGAUAAACCUACUUGCUCAAAUUGUUUGAAGAAACACUUUUUAAAGUGUCUAGCCGAUAUUAGUGGGUUCUAUGGUUGGGGAAAGGAUGAUCAUAGGGUGAAGAUUUUCCUACUAUGGUGA